GUCGAUUAACAGGCACAGUGCCAUAUAAGCGUUAGCAAGUUGACCACUGUUUCCUGGACACGCAAGUUGGACAGACUGCAUUAUCAAGGAGCGAAAGGUACAGUUAUGACAGACAACGUCCACACUGAAUUAGUAACUAAUGCAUACUAGCUGGUCUCUGUGAUACUAGCUACUCUCAGGUUGAUAUAAGUUCUAUGUUCACUGUGUUUAGUGUAGCUGUCGGCUAGAAAUAGCUAUUAUCUGUUUCAACAACAUGACAGUCAGCUGAUGUUGGCGCUUAGCCAAUUCAAUGGGACAACGUUCUAUGGGUUGUGGCAUUGUAGACUAAAUAAUCCACCUCUCUGCCAUGUCAAUAAUGUCCUCCAUUCUGUAACGUUGUAUUGAAUGUAUUAGUACUGUCUGCCCCUUCUGAAGAAGCCCCAUGUUGAUGACGCACCUGUCAACCUGUCAGUGUCAUCAGGGUUCUUUAAGCAUGUUAUCUGUCUCCUCCAGGAUGGUGGGGGUGGUGUUUCUCCACCCAGACCUGGGUAUAGGUGGUGCAGAGAGGCUGGUGGUGGAUGCAGCUGUAGCUCUACGCUCUCGCGGCUGCAGUGUUCAGAUCUGGACGGCCCACCAUGACCCCACACACUGCUUCUCAGAGACACUGGACCCAGACCUGAACGUGGUGGGUGUCUGUAACAGUGUAAUCUAAUAACAGUGUUAUAACACAAACACUGCAUUCCUAUCUGACCCUGUUUGUCAUCUCCAGGUUUGUGUGGGUGACUGGUUGCCCACCAGUGUGUUUGGGUACCUUCAUGCCCUGUGUGCCUACCUCAGGAUGAUCUACGUAGCUCUCUACCUGGUCUUCCUCAGUGGAGUAGAGUACGACGUGGUCUUCUGUGAUCAGGUUGGUGACACACCAUCUAUUUUGUUUCUCUAUUCUUUUCCUUUCACUUCAGCAUAACUCAGUCCAUUACCUUUUGAUUUUGACUCUCACCUUCAGACUACUCUUUUUUGCCUUCACUUUUUCUGUAGUUGUGAUUCUAGUAGAUAUAACUCUAUUCUCUCUCCUCCUACAGGUGUCGGUGUGUAUCCCGGUCCUGAGGUUGUCUCGUCAGAGGAAAAAGGUUCUGUUCUACUGUCAUUUCCCAGACCAGCUCCUGACCCAGAGAGGCUCAGCUCUGAAAAAGCUCUACCGUGCCCCCAUAGACAGACUGGAGGAACUCACCACUGGCAUGGCUGAUAUGGUGAGAGGAUAGAACCAGAGAAAGCAGGAUUAGAUCUUAAGAGUCCAAAAUACCAACAGUUUCAUUCAUUUCAUUGGGCGCUAGUUUUGAUUUUCUCAAUCGAUCUCCCUCCUCUGCCCUUGUUGAUGAGAUAUCACUGACUGAUCCUUCUUGUUUCUUGUCCCAGGUUCUGGUGAACAGUUGUUUCACCGCAGGGGUCUUCAGGGAGACCUUCCGUACCCUGGAUGGGGUCCAGACUGACGUCCUCUACCCCUCCCUCAACACACACAGCUUUGACCAGCCCCCUAAGGAGCAGAUGGAGCAGGGUCUGGGGGGCUUGGUCCCUGAGGGCGUGUCCUGCCUUUUCCUGUCCCUGAACCGCUAUGAGAGGAAGAAGAGCCUGGGUCUGGCCCUGGAGAGCCUCUCUUCCCUGAGGGCCCACCUCGCCCCGGGGGACCAGGCAGGACUCCACCUGGUGGUGGCAGGGGGGUAUGACAGCCGCGUCGCUGAGAACGUCCAGCACUACGCUGAGCUGAAGGAGCUAGCGGCACGGCUGGGAGUAGAGGACUCUGUCACCUUCCUGCGCUCUCCUUCAGACAGCCAGAAGGUGGCGCUGUUGCGGGGCAGCGCAGGGCGUUCUCUACACGCCCAGCAGAGAGCACUUUGGGAUAGUGCCAGUGGAGGCCAUGUACUGCUGCUGUCCCGUCAUUGCUGUGAGGUCUGGAGGGCCUCUGGAGAGUGUAGGUGACGGGGAAGACGGGCUUCCUGUGUGAGCCCACGGCCGAGGCCUUCUCCCUGGCCAUGGAGAAGCUGUUCAGAGACCCCCAGCUCCGCAGAGACAUGGGCCAGGCUGGCAGGAGGCGGGUUCAGGAGAAGUUCUCCCUGGAGGCCUUCUCAGACCAGCUGCACGGGUACAUCCUCAGGCUGACCCAGUGACACCUCUGCUGAGGCAGAGACCGAGGGAUGGGCUGGGGUUGUAGCGUGUUGGGCUAGGGGUGGAGUGUGGUAGCGGAGCAGCUUUCUGUAGAAGUCGCCCAUAAACACAUCUAGGAUCAGUUUACCUUCUCUCAAUCCUAGCUUAAAUCCGAACCAAAGAAUGGGAAACUGACCAGAGAUCAGCAUCUCAUUGGUGCAACUUCAUCCUACUGCAGCUCGAGCCAGGCAGAGGUGGAUGGGCUAGGUAUGUAGGGAUAAAAUAGGUUACUGGAGGACAGAGACGGGGGAGGGGGGGUAAUGUAGAGGUGCGAGGACUCUAGACAAUUAGUCAUUGUUCCCCCAGGAGAGGUUGCUGAGGGAAUGGAGGGAUGGAAUCUCGGCUCCAAUUAACGAAAGAGUAACGAGUUUACCCAUACUGCCCCGGGGCUUGUCGGAACAAUACCAGCACCGGCCCUCAGUUCCAGAAGUGUGUGUGUGUGUGUGGGGUGACCAAGGGCUUAAUGAACAAGAGCUACACAACCACUAGGAUGGAUCUGUAGUGUUAUACUCAUGCUACUAUGUGUGUUUGCGCAUGCCACCGAGCGCCAUUAGCCAGUUGGCAGCCACAGAUCGAUAAGCAGGAUGUUUGCCACUACCUCUGUCCUCUCAGACCUUAGUUACUUUUCACAAUGAGGGAAUGUUUGGCCUGUACAUUGCUGUUGCUGUCUGUCUCUGGGUUAUUAGGAGAUGUUGCUGUGUGUUGGUUAUUAGGAGAUGUUGCUGUGUGUUGGUUAUUAGGAGUGUGUGUGCUGUAUAGAAGGUCAUGCUGUCUGCUGGUCAGUCUGUUGUUACUGGCCUCUAGAAGAGCUCUUAUUGACAUUCCUCAAGUCUCAAUAAAACAGUCAGAGGACACAUAGCUAGUUUACCAACUCUUCUUGUUUUGUUGUCAAGUUCUUUCUUUUUCUCUUUUGUCCCAGACUGUUGUGUAUCAGGCCAGGUAUCCAACACACUCCAAAUCCAACUGUCAUCUACCCACUGCAAAUGCAAUGCCACAGAGAGGGGUGUGUUUGUGAACGCGAGUGUGUGUGUUCAGUCAAUGUUUCAGUGAGCAGAGGAAUUAGCAGGAGAUGAGGAGGGCUGUUACCACGGUGAUUUAGAGACCCUGCUAGGAGGGGCGGACAAGAGGCCAUAUGGAACCCACCAGGGAGAGAAACCACACUGGACCCAUGGAUCCCCUGAACCACAGGAGAGACACACCCUGGAACCCCAGGGAGAGAACCACCACUGGAACCACCAGGGAAGAAACACACUGAACAGGAGAACCACACACUGGACCACCAGGAGAACACACACACUGGACCACGGGAGAUGAACACACACUGGAACCACAGGGAGAGAACACACACACUGGAACCACCAGGGAGAGAACACAUACACUGGAGCCACGGGGAGAGAACCACACUGAGCACCAGGAGAAAAACACUGGGCCACGGGAGAACACACACUGGAGCCACCAGGGAGAGAACACACACACUGGAGCCACCAGGGAGAGAACACACACACUGGAGCCACCAGGGAGAGAACACACACUGGAGCCACCAGGGAGAUAACACACACUGGAACCACCAGGGAGAGAACACACACACUGGAGCCACCAGGGAGAGAACACACACUGGAGCCACCAGGGAGAGAACACACACUGGAGCCACCAGGGAGAGAACACACACACUGGAGCCACGGGGAGAGAACACACACACUGGAGCCACCAGGGAGAGAACACACACUGGAGCCACCAGGGAGAGAACACACACACUGGAGCCACCAGGGAGAGAACACACACACUGGAGCCACCAGGGAGAGAACACACACACUGGAGCCACCAGGGAGAGAACACACACACUGGAACCACCAGGGAGAGAACACACACACUGGAGCACCAGGGAGAGAACACACACACUGGAGCCACAGGGAGAGAACACCACACUGGAACCACCAGGGAGAGAACACACACUGGAGCCACGGGGAGAGAACACACACACUGGAGCCACGGGGAGAGGAGAGGGUGGGAUGAGGGGGUGGGAGACGAAGUGUGGUGAACGGAUCCUCCAUCCUCCACCUGGGCUAUCAGCAGCUCAUAAACACAGUGAUUUAAAGCAGGAUACUGUCUGUCUCUCUGUCUGACUGUCUGUCUGUCUGACUUUGUCUGUGUCUGCCCCUCAAAGCCGUCAAGUCAGUCAGUCCCUCCUCCUCCCUUCCCACCUCCCUCCCUCCUCCUCUGAGCCCUGUGGUGGGGUAGUGUAAUUCUGUUAUUGAGACACGGUGUGUCCUGAGCUCCAGUGAUAACCACAGCCCAGGAGCUACCUGCACCCAGGCUUAAUUAAUUAAUGAGACCGCAGGGUUGGUUUUAAAUAGGCUCUAAUUCCACACACACAGACACCAGGAGAGAUCGGGGCGGAGGUUGAAAGAUGUAUAGGUGUCUGUGUGCGUAUGUGUGCUGGGUUUUUAUAGAUGCAUAUGUGUGGCUGUGACUGUGUGGUGGGGGGAGGGGGAAGCAGAGGUGAGAUGUAUAGGUGUGUGUGUGUGUUUAUUUGUGUAAAUCUGUUUUGUUGGCAGUUUGAGAGCAUGUACCCUCGUUAUUAUAACAUUAAAGAUGAACUCUGUAUUUUUAACCCCGCUCUCUGAUUGGAUGUUAAUCAUGCGUUCUGAUUGGGUGUUAAUCAUGUGUUCUGAUUGGGUGUUAAUCAUGGGCUAAAUGGAGAUGAUGAGCGAAUCACAAACAAGUUCAUUACUACAAGCCUUCACCUGGUCACAGACCGCUGGGCUAGAGCCCCGAGAGAACACAUACACCUAUACAUCUCGCCACCAUCUCACCUCCAACCCAGAGUGGAGAGAAGUAACAAGGAUUGCUCCAACUCAGAGAGGGAAUGUGCACUUAUGAAAAGUCAACUAAGUUUGUCUAUUGUCUAGGACAGUGGUUCCCAACCAGGGGUACUAGGACCCCUGGGGGUAUUUGGCCUAUCCACAGGGGGUACUUGAGAAGACUCAUGAGACCAUAUGCUUACUGGUAAAAUGCACAUUAGGGGGUACUUCAGGGGUACUCCAGGCAGAGCAACAUUCAGUUGGUGGUACAGUAACCUAAAGAGGUUGGGAACCACUGGUCUAGGAUGUAGGUAGUUCUGGUAAUUCUGUCCUCCAAAUGUCCCUUGAUGGGAUGAGUAAUGUCAUCUUCAGUGUAAAGGGUUAAUGCAGAGAAGAGAACACACUGUAGGCCUAUAGUGUGGCAAUGAUAGAUUGUUUAAUCAAAGCAAAUCUGCAUUGAUAUUCAUGGGACAUCUUUUAGCACUGUUUUACAUGGAACACGUUAACAAAUUAUGGAUUUCAGAUUUUACUGCUUCUAUAAAGUAUUGAAAUAUAUUAGCAUAUACUGUACCUCGUAACUGUUAACUCUGCAGAGCCUUCGGAGUGAUAGAUACACACACACACAUGCAUAUGCACCUGCAUGCACACACACAAGCACACACACACACAAACUUUGUGUAAAAGUGAUUUAGUCCAGUGACAUAAAAUAACCAUCUCUGGGAGGUUUUAAUAAAGCUAUCAACAAUGUCUGAUAGUGGCGUGUUAUAGAUAGCCUCAAUAAAACUCUAUGUUUAUGGCUCUGCAAGGAGAGACAUUUAUAGGACUAAUUCUACCCAGUCUACAGCAGGCUACAGGGACUGCUGCUGAAAGAGGGCUUAGACUUCGAGAGACAGUGAGACACAGAUCUAAUACUGUAUUGUAGAAUAGGAGUUGUCAUCUUUACUGUGAAUAGAACUGGUCAUAUUUAUCUAGUCUUGAAUCUUGACGUGUUCUGGGUGUCAUACUGGUGGUCUCCACUCACAGGCUGUCUCCCAGAGUGGGCUUGGUUUGAGGCUGAUUGGGGGAGCAGUGGGCCCAGCCUGGUACAGAGGAACCAUCAGCACGCCAACCGUGAUGCCAGCAUGCCCUCGUCUCAGCUGGAGAGAACAACCUCACCUGAUUACACACACUGGGGUGAACGUCAAUCACUGUGUGUGUGUGUGUGUAGCACAAAGAUGCUUGUCUUCCUGUGUGUGUGUGUGUAUUUGUACACAUGUGUGUGUUUGCUGCAGAAAGACAAUGCCCGUCUUCUAGUCUGGUUUGUCAAUGUGUUGAAGUCUCUGCGUUGAGGUCUGUGUGUGCGUGUGUUUUCCAGUAGACAAUGUCCCCUCCUCAACAUGAGGGUGUGUGUGUGCCCGGUGAUGGCCUGUUAG
Molecule: messenger RNA, 6391 nt
Organism: Coregonus sp. 'balchen'
Lineage: Eukaryota; Metazoa; Chordata; Actinopteri; Salmoniformes; Salmonidae
Source: the annotation of a GenBank genome assembly